CGCCCAUGGCGGGCCGGGGCCAUGCAUGCACCAACGAACUCUACCUAGCAUCCGCCAUUCCCCGUCCCCACCCUUCUUCUUCCCCUCUCCAUUUCACCCUCCCCCCAACAAGGCCGUCUCCCUGGUACGUACGUAGGUGGUGGUGCAGCCGCGCUCGCUCGCCCGGCCGGCCGCCGUCCCCGCUAGCUAGCUAGCUAGCCGGUGUGAUCGAUCGACGAAAUAAGGCGACGACGACCAACACCCCCGCCGUCCCAUGUCCGCGACGGCCGACGCGGCGGCGGAUGGCGCCGCCUCGACCCCGACCUCGCGGGCGCCCGGCAUGGCGUCGUCGGCGUCGCUCCGGCACCGCGCCAUGAGCGCCUCCUCCAAGAUGCUCCGCAGCUCGCUGAGCCGGCGGUCGGGGCGGCAGCGCAGCAGCAAGGUGAUGUCGGUGGCCAUCGAGGACGUGCGCGACGCCAAGGAGGCGGCCUCCGUGGACGCGUUCCGGCAGACGCUCGUCCUGGAGGAGCUCCUCCCGGCGCGCCACGACGACUACCACAUGAUGCUCCGCUUCCUCAAGGCCCGCAAGUUCGAGAUCGACAAGAGCAAGCAGAUGUGGUCCGACAUGCUCAAUUGGCGCAAGGAGUUCGGCACCGACACCAUCAUGGAAGAUUUCCAAUUCGAGGAGGUGGAGCAGGUGCUGGAGCACUACCCGCAGGGGCACCACGGCGUGGACAAGGACGGCCGGCCAAUCUACAUCGAGAAGCUGGGCGCCAUCGACACCACCAAGCUGCUGCAGGUCACCAGCAUGGACCGCUACGUCAGGUACCACGUGAGGGAGUUCGAGAGGGCCUUCGCCCUCAAGUUCCCGGCCUGCUCCAUCUCCGUCAAGCGCCACGUCGACCAGAGCACCACCAUCCUCGACGUCUCCGGCGUGGGCUACAAGAACUUCAACAAGGCUGCGAGGGAUCUCAUCGGCCAGCUCCAGAAAAUCGACGGGGAUAACUUCCCUGAGACCCUGUGCCGGAUGUUCAUCAUAAACGCCGGUCAGGGAUUCAGGCUCCUGUGGAACACCGUCAAGUCCUUCCUUGACCCCAAGACCACAGCCAAGAUCCAUGUUCUCGGCAACAAGUACCAGAGCAAGUUGCUGGAAGUCAUUGAUCCCAGUGAAUUGCCCGAAAUGUUUGGGGGCACUUGUGUAUGCGAGGGCGGAGGUUGCAUGCGCUCCGACAAAGGACCGUGGAAGGACCCUGAAAUCAUAAAGAUGGUGCAAUGUGGCUUGGGGAGAUGCGGAAUGAACAACUCGGACCCUGCCAGCGCCGAGGAGAAGACUAUCACCGAGGACGACGCUGCGCCGGCUGUAAAGAAGCAAGAGUCGAUGCGCCGUGACGGCGUCGACUCUCCCAAGGUGGCGCACGACAAGACCGAACACCCGCCGCAUAUGGCUCCCCUCCAUGAGGUGCCAAAUGAAGAGACCAAGGAUUCGCAGGCUGCUCCUUCCGGCAAAGAGGGGGGCUCCGCGCCCUACGACGAGCUCUUCCCCAUGGCGGACAAGGGCAUGGAUUUCAACUGGAAAGGCGAGAUGAGCGCGGAGAAGCUCGCCAUCGCGAGAGAUAUGUACGCGUCGCUGCCGGACGCGUACAAGCACGGCGACGCGGGGGACCGGCAGGUGGUGACGGGGUUCAUGGCGUUCGUGAUGGGGGUGGUGGCCAUGUUCCGGGUGGGCAAGAUCGCGCCGAAGCGCGCCAUGGACGCGGCCAUGGGCAUCGCCACCAUGGAGGCCAUGGCCCAGAACCGCAAGCUCCUGAAGGCCCAGGGACAGGGCGGCCCCGGGGGCCCGGUCGUGGUGGCGGGCGUGUCGACGGCGCAGUUCGAGGCGCUGGCGAAGCGGGUGGGCGAGCUGGAGGAGAAGGUGGCCGCCCUUGGCUCGCGGCCCACCGAGAUGCCAGCCGACAAGGCGGAGCAGCUCGCCGCCGCCGCCACCCGGCUCGACACCCUCGAGGCCGAGCUCGAGUCCACCAAGAAGCUUCUGGAGACGUCGAAGGGGCAGCAGGAGGAGGUGCUGGCAUACAUCGAGAAGAAGAAGAAAAAGAAGGGGAUGCAGAAUCCAUUCCGUUGGUGAGGAGAAGAUCGCUGACCGAUGACUGCGGCGACGGCCGGCGACUGCAGGGGGGAGAAGGGGGAGCAAAGCAAGAAAGAGAAAGAGAGAAAAAUGCAGAAAGAAGGAUACAUACAUACACACUUACAACCUGGAAUGCCGAGGCUGAAUUGUAGUACCACCACAUUAGGCCACAAGAUUUUGUAUUUUUGUUUAUCUUCGGAGCAGAGAUCGAACUGUUUCAUGUGAAAUUAGUCGCAGCGCUCCGAGCAGGCAGGUCCUAGCUAUGCCGAUCCCGUCUUGUUGAAACAUAUUUUCUGUGUGUUUAGAAGAAUUGUAAGGCCUUUGUCUUUAUGAA
Messenger RNA from Triticum aestivum (bread wheat), 2435 nucleotides. RefSeq names its product phosphatidylinositol/phosphatidylcholine transfer protein SFH12. The transcript has 13 exons. The coding region runs from base 254 to 2101 and encodes 615 amino acids. The record is from RefSeq and is a predicted model, not a curated record. NCBI's taxonomy places the organism in Eukaryota, Viridiplantae, Streptophyta, Magnoliopsida, Poales, Poaceae.